Messenger RNA from Guillardia theta CCMP2712, 495 nucleotides. RefSeq lists its product as hypothetical. The transcript has a single exon. The record is from RefSeq and is a predicted model, not a curated record. The coding region runs from base 1 to 495 and encodes 164 amino acids. Lineage: Eukaryota; Cryptophyceae; Pyrenomonadales; Geminigeraceae.
AUGAAGAAGUUUGUUAGCUGCCUAGACCUCGAGAGGAUUGAAACCGAUGGCACUUCCAAGAAUGAUACAUCUCUCGUCAGAAAUAGCUCCCGUUCGUCUUCACUUUCCGACGCAUCCACCAUCUGUUCCUGUGGCACAGCAGGAGAUCUGCAUCAAUUCGUUCAUCCUACCAUGGACCAGAUCGUUGUUGAUAAGAAGCACAGGUUCCACGUGCACGAAAUCAGAGCAGCCGCCUCGGAGAUCGAGCAAGAAGCCGAGCAAGAAGCGCAAUCGCCGCACCCAUUGAGGCAGCAGUCGAUGCCGUCCAAGGCUGAAAUGUACUUCUUCCACGAGCUCAGUCAAAGUCUCUGCCGCUCGGAAGCUGCGGAUUGGUUUGCCUCGCAGGUGCUCAAGGGGCGAACUUCGAGCAGCCCGGAGAUGGCUAGAGAAGUUCAGGGGAUGAAGAGGAAUUCCUCUAUGGCCACUUUCAGCUUCUCUGGGAGGAGAUGUGACUAG